UUCUAUUUCUGAUUGUGGAAAUACCGCGGGUUUCCGAGUAAUUCCGUAAACUUUAGCAUCAAAGCCAGAUCAACCAAAAUUCCUUCUUUAGCAAAAAACGUCGAAUAAAGUAAUUACCAGUCAGGAUUUUUACUUUAAUUGAAAAGAAACUUAAUCCUUGACAUAUUUAGCUGGAUUUAUUGGCGACAAUGGUAAAGUACGAAGUUCGUGUACCUACUUAUACGGCGUCUGCCGUUAGUCCUUCUGAGCGUGAUCGUAUUUUGGCUCGUCCUAUUCAAGAUACUCAGAAUAUCCGUAAAAUUGUUGAGCCUAUCAUUGACGAUGUAAAAGCUCGUGGUGAGGCAGCCCUUGUUGAAUUUGCUGCCAAGUUUGAAAAGGCAGAAUUAAAGUCUGCUAUUUUGAAGGCUCCCUUCAAUGAGUCAAUGAUGAAGGUUGACCCAAGGAUUCGAGAAGAUAUCGACAUCGCCUAUAAUAACAUCUUCGCUUUUCAUUCUGCUCAAUUGCGUCCCAACAUCUCAGUUGAAACCAUGCGCGGUGUUGUCUGCCAGAGGAUGUCUCGUCCUAUAGAGCGUGUUGGAUUAUACAUUCCUGGUGGUACGGCUGUUUUGCCCUCAACUGCCUUGAUGUUGGGAGUUCCAGCCAAGGUUGCUGGUUGUCCUCAUAUUGUCAUCUCCACACCUGCUCGUAAGGAUGGUACUGUGGCUCCUGAAAUUGUCUAUAUUGCCCACAAACUUGGUGCUGAGGAAAUUAUAUUGGCUGGUGGUGCUCAAGCUGUAGCUGCUAUGGCGUAUGGUCUUCCCGGUGUCCCCAAGGUAAACAAGAUCUUCGGCCCUGGAAACCAAUUUGUGACCGCAGCCAAGAUGCACGUUCAAAAUGAUUAUGGUGCCCUAGUAGCUAUUGACCUUCCUGCUGGUCCUUCGGAAGUAUUGGUCAUUGUAGAUGAAUCUUGCAAUGCCGAAAGCGUUGCUCUUGAUUUGCUUUCACAAGCAGAGCAUGGUUUGGAUAGUCAAAUUGUUUUAAUCGCGGUAGCACUUACUGAUGAGCAAUUUGAUGAGAUUGAGGCGGCCAUUAACCAUCAUGCCUUGCGUUUGUCUCGUUCUUCUAUCAUACAACACGCAAUUAAGAAGUCGGUUAUCAUUCGUACUGAUUCUACUGAUGAAGCGUUUGAAUGGUCCAAUCUUUAUGGCCCAGAGCACUUGGUUCUUCACCUUAAAAAUGCUUCUUCUCAGCUGCCAAAAGUUAACAACGCUGGUAGCGUUUUCGUUGGACCCUGGUCUCCUGUCAGUAUGGGAGAUUACGCUUCUGGCACAAACCACACUUUACCGACAUACGGAUAUGCUAACGCCUAUUCUGGUGUUAACACAGACAGCUUUUUGAAGUAUAUUACUACUCAAGAACUCACUGAGGAAGGUAUCCAACGUUUGGGUCCUUCUGUGAUUCGACUUGCCGAAUUGGAAGGACUUACUGCUCACGCUGAUGCAGUUCGUGUUCGUGGUGUAAAGCUUUAAAGUUAAAUAAUAAGGUCAGUAAAUGCAUUUUGAAUACAUGGGCAAGGAUAGAGGUUUCAAAUGUUUUUUGCUGGGAAAUUUGAAAGAUUACAAACAAUUGUCAUUAGCACGUUUAUAUGGUUAUAUAAGUUCUCUCUACCUUUACUCUAAUAUUAAUAGAUUUCCAAAGGUGUAUAAGUGUAUUUUCUGC
Schizosaccharomyces cryophilus OY26 is the source of this 1698-nucleotide messenger RNA. Its product is annotated as histidinol dehydrogenase His2. Gene Ontology annotation, biological process: L-histidine biosynthetic process. Gene Ontology annotation, cellular component: cytoplasm. Bases 189 to 1508 code for a protein of 439 amino acids. The transcript has a single exon. The record is from RefSeq and is a predicted model, not a curated record. NCBI's taxonomy places the organism in Eukaryota, Fungi, Ascomycota, Schizosaccharomycetes, Schizosaccharomycetales, Schizosaccharomycetaceae. Gene Ontology annotation, molecular function: NAD binding; histidinol dehydrogenase activity; metal ion binding.